CACUGACAGAGCGAGUAGAGGAGCUCGAGAGAGCACGGGCACGGUUUAAUAGGAGUGUUUUAGAGGGGGUUAGAGGAGGUCAGCGAGGCGCUUCGAGGUACUGAGGUUGACCCACGUGAAGCUCGGAGAGUCGAAGGCUAGAAAAGACACGCGCUAAAAAAGAAAAGAAAGGAGGAGGGGAAGAGAAAGAAAGCGAGCCGGCUCGGCUACAAUGCUCCGUAACGCGGCGCGCCGGAGCCUCCAGAUAGGGGGAGUCUCGCGAUGGCUUCGGGAUGCUCUGGGGAACCCACUGUCCACUGUCCGCUGAAUUGAUCUGGGCUGGAAGAGUAAAGCGGUGAGAAUUAAAUAAGACGCGCCUUUGUCGUCGGUGCUGUUGUUGUUUAUCUGGCGCUUGUUUUUUUUUGUUUUUUUUUUCUCAACUCGUUGCGCGUCCUGGUCCUGUUUUUGGCUGUUUGGGGAUCCCGGAGCGCACCGUUCCCUAACAGGUCUUGAAGAGCAGCUACUUUUUUUUCUUUUUUUUUUUUAACACCCCCUCCCUCACCACCUCUCCUCCUCCUCCUCCUCCUCCUGCUGCUUCUCCUCCUCUCUUUUUUCAGUGUUAGAGAAGAAAAAGAAGAAGAAGAAAAAAAUGAACUGAUCAGUUCAAUCAUGUGGACGUGAACCGCUGCGUUUACGGCGAGCUUUCAGGCACUUUUCUUUCAAACGUGAAGGUUCUUCACUUGGGAAAUUUCUGCUGACUCUCUGCUACAGCCUUUCUAUCUCACAGAGUAACCACAUCCCUCUGGUCAUCGCGUCAGGCUGUACACACCCGGUGGUGGUGGGGGAGCCACACUGUCUUCAUCCUGACAGGCCCCAGACCAGUAUGCAGUUAGAGUGAUCAGGAUGGAAGACUCUAGUUUGUGCCUUGGCGUGUCCUCAGCAGUCCCAGACGCUGACACCCAUAUCAGCAGUGCCGUGCUUAAUGGCCGCUACCCAAUCAGUCAGAAGCUGCAUCAGUUGACUGCUCAGCUUGGCCACGCCUUCCCUGACCUACAGAGCCGCCAACAAAUCCCGGAGGAAAAGGCCGCCACCCCACUUGAUGAGAAAACGCAUGCCACCCUGGCAAGCCAGCCAAUCAGCAGCCAAAUGGCUCUGCUAGCCAAUCAGCUCAACCGUAACAUGGAUGCAGGAGCCCUGGGUGGUCUCAAUGGACGUGUUGACCUGCAGCAGUUCCUCAAUGGACAGAACUUGGGAAUCAUGUCCCAAAUGAAUGACAUAGAAGAUGAUGCUCGCAAGAACCGCAAGUACCCGUGUCCACUAUGUGGCAAGCGAUUCCGCUUCAACAGUAUCCUCUCUCUGCAUAUGCGCACCCACACUGGUGAAAAGCCCUUCAAAUGCCCCUAUUGUGACCACCGGGCAGCCCAGAAAGGCAACCUGAAGAUCCACCUCCGCACCCACAAGUUAGGCAGUCUGGGCAAAGGUCGUGGUCGUGUUCGUGAGGAAAACAGGCUUCUACAUGAGCUCGAAGAGCGUGCCAUCUUGCGUGAUAAGCAAAUGAGGAGCAGCUUGUUGCAGCCUUCACAAUCACUUCCACCUCACCUGGCCUUGCAGAGCCAUAACCAGCAGCAGCCUGGGUCUGCAUGUGGCCUCCUCACUCCUACAAAUCUAGGAGGCACACCUGAAGGACUCACACAACCCUCUGCCUCACCUAAACCAACCAGCACCAACCAGCAGGAUGAGCAGGCUCUGAACCCAGCCACAGGUUUCCGGUGCACCUUCUGCAAAGGCAAGUUCAAGAAACGUGAGGAGUUGGAUCGCCAUAUUCGCAUUCUCCAUAAGCCCUACAAGUGCACUCUGUGCGACUUUGCUGCUUCCCAGGAAGAGGACCUUAUCAGCCAUGUGGAGAAGGCCCAUAUUACUGCUGAGUCGGCCCAAGGGCAGGGUACAGGAGCAGGCAGUGGAGAGAGGCCUGCUAAUGAGUUCCGCUGUGAUGUCUGUGGCCAGGUCUUCAGCCAGGCUUGGUUCCUGAAGGGUCACAUGCGCAAGCACAAGGACUCGUUCGAGCACUGCUGCCAGAUCUGUGGACGUCGCUUCAAGGAGCCAUGGUUCCUAAAAAAUCAUAUGAAAGUACAUCUCAACAAGCUAGCCAUUAAGAGCAAGCCUCCAGUUGGAGGUGGAGCUGACCAGGAUGGACCCUCUGUUAACAGCAUGAGCAGCUUAGCACAAGAAGCCCAUGCCAACCUGUACUCACGGUACAUCUCAUGUCUGCAAGGUGGAUUCCUCACUCCUGACAAGCAGGGUCUGGCUGAACAGCAACAUCAGAUGCUGGCCAAGGCUGGCAUAGCUAUGAAGGAGAAAGAAAUGCUUGGUAAGCUCUUGGGCCCAAUGGCCAGCAUGAGCCAUGGCCUGGGGGAGAAUGAGAAGCGAUCGCUGUUGGGUUGCCUGAACCUUGUGCCCCCACUGAAGUCUAGUUGCAUGGAGCGCUUGCAGGCUGCAGCUAAAGUGGCAGAAAUGGACCCACUCAAUAGUUACCAGGCCUGGCAAAUUAUGGCACGCAGCAUGGCUAUGGAGCGCUCUUUCAUGCCGAAAGAUCAGCACCAUGGAGCCCCCGGGCAAGAGGAAGAGAUGGCCAGUGCUGCUGGGAUGGUGCCCUUUGGGAAAGAUAAGCAUGAGCACUCUUCCCUUGAUUCCAGUGAUGGCUCCAAGCAGAAGCAACACUCUGAUGCCCUCCAUAGCAUAAGAACCAGCGGAGGCAUAAUGCCCAUGAAGGAAGAAGCUGGAGGCUUUGAUGGUCACCGUGAGUUCCUGCCUCACCAUGGUGGUCUGGGCAUUGGCCAAGGGCUUGAGUACAGCCUGGCUGGCCUGAAAGAGAAGCCCAGCGAGUGCCCUGACUGCGGCAGAGUAUUCAGAACCUACCACCAGAUGGUGGUCCACUCUCGGGUUCACAACAAGGACCGCCGCCCAGAAGAUGGCCUCCAGCAUGGCCUUGAUGAGAGGCGUGGCUCUGCCAGCGACCCUGAGUCUCAGUCCAUCAGUCGUUCGACCACCCCAGGCUCUUCCAAUGUGACGGAGGAGAGUGGAGCUGGAGGAGGCCACUCCCAGACAGGCAGUGUCCAGGAUGAUAGUCCUCACCCCUCUUCUCCUUCUUCAGAUGUUGGGGAUGAGAUGGCUAAGGCUCCAGGGGCUGCCCAGCCACCCACCACCCAGCACCGAGAGAGAAGUGUGGGCACAGCCAUGAAGGACUGUCCCUACUGUGGCAAGUCCUUCCGCACUUCUCACCACCUGAAAGUCCAUCUGAGAAUACAUACAGGUGAGAAGCCCUACAGGUGCCCUCAUUGUGACUAUGCUGGUACUCAGUCUGCUUCCCUGAAGUAUCACCUUGAACGCCACCAUCGCGAGCGUCAAAAUGGCAAUGCCACCUCUACCAACCACCCCCCAUCUUCUGAUCACAAGGAUGACCACAGCAAGACCAGCAGUGGCAGUGGGGUCUUUGCACGGCCUGAUGUCUUGCGCGGAGUGUUCAAAGGGAUGAUGCCCUCCAGCAUUGAUUUCCGAGGAGGCCAGGUGCUCCCACACCAGUGGGCUCCGCCUGGGUUGCUCUCCCCCAGAGACAGAGAUCGUGAGAGGGAGCGAGACCGCCACGGACCAGAACCCAACUCUGAAAACAUGAAGAGCCCUGAGGGACCAACCACUGGAGGAGACAGCCCAGCCAGCUUCUCAGACCUGGGUAGGGCCUACCAGAGCAUGGUGGGAAAUGGAGUCAACUUUCAAGGGUCUCUGCAAGCCUUCAUGGACAGUUUUGUACUAAGUUCCAUGAAGAAGGAGAAAGAGAUACGGGAAAGUCAGCUGCAUGGCCAGCACUUUAGCCUGGACAACACUGAGCACAAGAUCAAGAGAGCCAGUGAUGGAAAUCAGGACGAGAAUCCUGGUGAUGUCAAGCCGGCCGAGGGUGGCCGUUCCCAGUACGAGCCACUGGACCUCUCAGUUAGGCCUGAAGCAGGAACCCUACCGGGAGCUUCUAUCACCAUCCAAGACAAUGUGGCUUGGCAUGGCUGCCUGUUCUGCUCCUUCACCACUGCCUCUGUUGAGCUGAUGGCCCUUCACCUGCAAGCCAACCACCUAGGCAAAGCUAAGCAUGGCCAAGGCAAAGAAGCUAAAGAGCACCUUCUAGGCGAAUCUUCUCAUACAGGCAAAAGCUCUGGCUUGAUUCCUCCUCCUCCUCCAGGCCUUCUCCAUUUGCAUGAGGGUCCCACUUCUAGAGAGCGAGAGUCAGAGUCUGGAGAGUUGAAGAGCCAGGCUGGUUGGUCCAACCACUUGGAGCAAAACCUACAUGGAGCCUCCAUGAGCACAUUCUCCAGUGACUUCUACAAGCCCUUUGGCCCCAUAUAUGAUGGCACCUCCAGGGGGCCUGCUGGAUACUUGGAUCAGCAGACAAAUCAGACUAGUGAUGUGGGUGGUCAGGAUGAGCUCUCUGACAAGGCUUCCUGUAGUGAGAUGGAAGCAUCUGAGGAACGGGGAGGUCAGUCUGAAGAUGAUGAAGCAGGCCGUGAAGAGUCAUCAUCCAACCCCACCACCACAGAGCGACAGACACACUCUGAUGAUGAAGAACAAGAGGCAGAGGAGGAAGAAGAGAUGGAGGUGGGUGACAUGGAAGAUGAAGAUCAUGGGGCCAUUCGGAUGCAUCCUGAAUCUCCAUUGUCUGGGAAGGAUGCUCCAAGAGCAAAGAUGUCCAUGGGAGCCCAGGGUCCUGGUCCAUCUCCUACUCAACCACUUUCCGUAGAGAAGCAGUGGCAGCAGCAACAGCAGCCUGGUUUGAGUCUGCUCUCCCCAGCCAGUGGUCCUCCUGGCCUGCUGAAGCCUGAGCAGGCCCACCUAGAGCACCAGAUGAACAUGCUGUCUGUCCUGCGGGCCUACAGCUCUGAGAACCUUGCAGCCUUCAAUGGAGGCCUGACCAGCAACUCCAAUGGAGGAGGCAGUGGAAGCAGCUCCAGCAUGAAGAGAAGUGACCCCUCCGUUCAUCUGUGGGCGGAGGAGGAAGCUUCCAGAAGGUUUGGCCCUGCUCUUGCCUCCGAGCCUAACCUAACUGACUCUGAGAUGCAGGACGCCCCGCUAAUCAGAGACUAACGCCCCCACACCCCUCCACCCUCAGGCUGGACUCACUCAACAACCGGACACAUGAGCAAGAGGAGGGGGAAGAUGUUGAUGACGAUGAGGAGGAGGACAAUGAUGAUGAUGUUGACGAUGACAGCUGACGGACAAUGUGUUAUAUAUAUACAACUCUAUGUGUUAUAUAUAUAUAUAACUCUGAAGUUUCAGAAGGAUAAAGAGAUAAAGUUAUGCAGAAUGUGGAUUGAUGCUCCCUGUGCAAGAUGCCUUGAGGGGAAUGAAGCAAAGCAGGGUGGAAACAAGGAUAAAGUGACUUGUGUUUUUAUGUCCGUUCAGUUCUACAGUGUGUAGCUGAUAUAUCUUGUGUUUUUCAUUUCUUUUUUUAUUGUUUCUUUCGCUUCAGAUUGUACAGAAACUUUAUUCCUUAGAGCGACACAUUCCUCGAACCAAAACGACACCCAGAAACCAUUUCCAGCCAGUUUCAGACUGGAGAUCGGAAAACUGAGCAGACUUUCAGCUUUUCUUUUGGAAUUCUCACGGAAUUCUCCACCUUUCACACUGCCCAAUGAAACAACAUAACAUGAAUGUGACUCCCUUGACAGUCCUACGUGGACCAUAUCUCCAAGCUUUUGGACCAGUCUUCAAAUGGAUGUGGAGACUAAGCACACUUGCAGCAGAGUUCCUCUCGAAACCAUCUUCUUCGAUGCAGCCAGUGCCGCAACGUGUGCCGAUGCAGUGCUUUCCGGAGACAGAAAAUUGACGCUGUAUGGACACAUGGUAGCCCCAGACAAAAAAGGGAAGCAAUGGUGGACUGUGGUGUUUUCUCCAUGACAUGGCUACAUGAGCUUCUAGCCACGUUUUUAUCCUUUUCUUUCUUUCUGUGUCCUCAAACAUAUCUGGGACAUGUGGUCAUAGCUGUUCUCUGGGAAAAAGGAGUGAACUGUAGCACUAAACAGGCUGAGAAGUUCUCAAAAACCCAACUGUGGUGAAGAACAGGUCUAGUUGGCAAAAAAAAAAAAACAAAACAAAAAAAAUCAUUGUGAACCUUGAACUUUGAAAAAAGAACGCAAAACUUUCAUCUCAGUCCUUCUUCCUUCAAGGAGGUGUUGAGAAUCUAUUUGUAAUAUACUGCCACCAAUCAAUGUUGCAGAGUGUUACUGACUACUGAAAAUGGUUUGAUGUAUUUACUUGUUAAAAAUGAUUAAAAAAAAGAAACAUAAGCAAGAAACACAAAUAUUGUCUAGCCUUAGAUACAGUCAUGCGUUGUUGCAUCUACAAAGCUAGCUGUUUUAGAUUGUAGGCCUUAGAUUGGAUUUUUCUUUUCUAGUACUGUACUUUUUGCCUUCGACAUUGUAAAGUAAAGAUAACAUUAAAAAAGAGACUGACAAUCUUCUCAUGUUGCUGCAAGCAUAUGCCCAUUCAGUAUAUAACCAUGCCUCUUGCAAGCAUAGAGAGGCUAUUGACUUUUCCCCCCAACACGUAUUUUGCACUGUGAUAGUAUCUAAAAAUCCAGUCUAUACGGUACACAGCUAACUAAACUAAAAUGAAGGUGUGUAUGUGUGUGUGUUUGUGCGUCCCUUGACAUUGUGAAAUGUUUCUCUCCGUUACUUUGUGAACUCUGAGGACCUUGUAAGGUCCCUUUGGGCAGACUGAUCUCAUCAGUGACGGUCAUCUCAAGUUCCAUGUUGCUUUGAGGAGAAAAAAAAAAAUACAAAUGUAUUUUCACCACAAAAUAACCAUGUAUAGACAUUAUGAAAGUGGCAAAGCGGAGAGAACAAAUCAAGUCCAUUCAGAUAUCAGUAUGGUGUCUUUGUUUCUUAGCUAAAUAUCAGUGCAAAAAUCUUUAUUAGUUUUUGCAGUCUUUACUCCAUAAAGUUGAAGUUUGGAAAAUAAAAGGUGUCUAGUGUAUAACAAGUGGAGGAAACAAUAAAGGAUGUUAAGAUGAUUGGAUAUUUAUAAACGAGAGGUUCAGUGAUCAUUGGGAUUGGGCAAAUAUUGACCAAUCAGAGAUCCCUCAGUGUGGUACAGAGCUGGAACUAAACCACAGCGUGUAUCAGUCUGGGUCUUACUGAACUGAACUAUUUGAGCAUUCCACAACUCUGAACUGUCUUGUGAGCUGUACAAUUUUAUUUGUUUGCUGUACCCUCAUGGCAGAUGCUUUGUUUUGUAACUACUGAUCUGUACUUAUAAUAAAAAUAAAAUGUAUUCAAACUAUUA
Molecule: messenger RNA, 7302 nt
Organism: Pygocentrus nattereri (red-bellied piranha)
Lineage: Eukaryota; Metazoa; Chordata; Actinopteri; Characiformes; Serrasalmidae
Gene: znf536
Product: zinc finger protein 536
Exons: 7
Coding region: 883-5103 (1406 amino acids)
Biological process (GO): regulation of DNA-templated transcription
Cellular component (GO): nucleus
Molecular function (GO): RNA polymerase II cis-regulatory region sequence-specific DNA binding; DNA-binding transcription factor activity, RNA polymerase II-specific
Source: RefSeq, a predicted model, not a curated record